Daldinia childiae is the source of this 2094-nucleotide messenger RNA. Its product is annotated as ATP-dependent RNA helicase SUPV3L1, mitochondrial. Lineage: Eukaryota; Fungi; Ascomycota; Sordariomycetes; Xylariales; Hypoxylaceae. The transcript has a single exon. Gene Ontology annotation, biological process: mitochondrial RNA 3'-end processing; RNA catabolic process. Gene Ontology annotation, molecular function: hydrolase activity, acting on acid anhydrides; RNA helicase activity; ATP binding. The coding region runs from base 1 to 2094 and encodes 697 amino acids. Gene Ontology annotation, cellular component: mitochondrial degradosome. The record is from RefSeq and is a predicted model, not a curated record.
AUGUCUACUUCGAAUGGUUGGGAAGGCAAGCAGAAUGAGUACAAAUCAUUCGGUGUCAACUCCAAGAUCGACCUAGACCGCGAGGUAAAGCUGUUUAGGAAUUCGAUUGAAAGGGCUUGCGAUCUUGCGAGUGAGAAGAAUGCUAUCUCAAAGACUGAAAACCCCUUGUUCUGGAGUUUGCGCAAUGCUUUCGUUGAAAAUGAUAUUGUUGGCCUCACUGAAGAGUUGACCUAUGGCUUCCAUAACUUUCUUAUGCGCUCGAGAUUUCCCAAGAAUAUCGCCUCUACGCAUAAAAAGAUCGCAGAUUUUCGGUUCCCUUAUGAGUGGUUUCCUGCUACACGGGCUAUGCAGCGCACAAUUCAUCUUCAUGUCGGUCCGACCAACUCUGGGAAAACCUACAAUGCCCUAAAGGCGCUUGAAAACUCCAAGUCCGGUAUCUACGCAGGUCCUCUUCGACUAUUAGCACAUGAAGUAUAUAGUCGAUUCAAUGCUAAGGGCAAGAAAUGCGCCUUGAUUACCGGUGAAGAACAACGUAUUCCUGAGAACGAAGACAAUUAUUUCAGAAGCUGUACCGUUGAGAUGGCCCCUCUUAAUUUACCAGUGGAUGUUGCAGUCAUCGAUGAGAUCCAAAUGAUUGGAGAUAGCGAAAGAGGAUGGGCGUGGACUCAAGCGGUCCUAGGUGUACAAGCCAAGGAGGUCCAUCUCUGUGGAGAGGAGCGUGCUGUGGACCUAAUUCAGUCCCUAUGCGCUACUAUUGGCGAUAAAUGCGUUGUAACGCGGUAUAACAGACUCAGCCCGCUACAAACCAUGAAUACGAGCCUAGAUAACUACACAAAUCUUGAAAAGGGGGACGCUGUCAUCACAUUUUCCCGAGUUGCCAUCCACGCCAUAAAGAACCAGAUCGAGAAGCUUACAGGGCGCCGAUGUGCCAUGGUCUACGGAUCAUUGCCACCCGAAACUCGCGCUCAGCAGGCCGCACUUUUCAAUGAUCCCGAUAACGAUUACGAUUUUCUCGUUGCUAGCGACGCCAUUGGCAUGGGCCUGAAUUUAGAAAUUAAACGGAUCAUCUUUGAGCAAACACACAAACGCACGAAAACCAGCUACCGGCAAAUAUCAGUGUCCGAAAUCAAGCAGAUAGGAGGCAGAGCUGGCCGUUACAGGACGGCACGCCAAGCAACCGAAUCAGAAUCGACAAAGGACGUAAAUGGAGACGAGAUAAUCGGAACCCCACCGCCUAAAACUGGCCAGCCUGGGUUUGUGACAACUCUAGAAAGGGCCGACCUUUCCGUCGUAAAGAAGGCAUUCACUCGCGAGCCAGAACCUAUACUGUCGGCUGGUAUACAACCACCACCGUCAGUCAUCGAACGAUUUUCAUCAUACUUCCCACCUAAUACCCCAUUCAGCUAUAUAAUAUCCCGCUUGCGAGAUAUUGCCCGAGUUUCUCCGAGAUUUCACAUGUGCGGGUUGAAAGAAAUGCUAUCGGUUUCCGAUUAUAUCCAACCUUUUCCCAUGUCGGUUUAUGAUCGAUGUGUCUUCCUAAAUGCGCCAGUCUAUCUGGCUGAUAAUGCGGGCGUUAAAAUACUACAAGCUUUCGCGAGGUGCGUUUCUAAUAUGGAAGGAGGUGAGCUCCUCGAUAUCCCAGAGAUCGACCUGGAACUUCUUGACACGAGCGAUGAGGCGUUCGGUAACUCACCAGAGCAUCUGCGACGACUAGAAAGUCUUCACAAGACGAUAACACUCUACCUCUGGCUUAGCUAUCGGUACUCUGGCGUCUUUCGAAGCCAGAACCUUGCCUUCCACGUUAAGGAAUUAUUGGAGGCUCGGAUUGAUGCUCAUCUGGCUAACGUUAGCGUUGACACUGCUAAGCGUAGAGCGAGGUUAGAAAAGAUUCGACAGCAAGCUAGUAAAUCGGAGCGUAAGAAAGAAAGAGUUCUUGGUGGAGACGCCUCGGUCGAUGGCCCCGGACAUGAAAUACCUGGCGAAUGGAAUGAGGAAGGGCAUGAAGAACCCUUAUAUGACAGCCCCGAAGAACUGGAACCCAUCACUCGGCUAGAGCCACGCUCUAAAAGGAGUAAGGCCAGUCAAAGAGCUUAG